AUGGCGUGUGUGUACAUUCCAGUACAGAACUCGGAAGAGGAGGUGAGAGUCGUUCUGGACCAGCUUCCCAGAGACGCUUCUGAUAUACUCGACAUCCUCAAGGCCGAACAAGCCCCACUCGAUCUCUGGCUCAUCAUCGCUAGGGAGUACUUCAAACAAGGCAAAAUUUUACAAUUUCGCCAAAUUUUGGAGGAAGGGUCUAGUCCUGAGAUUGAUGAAUAUUAUGCUGAUGUCAGAUAUGAGAGGAUUGCCAUUCUGAAUGCACUAGGGGCCUAUCAUAGCUACCUUGGAAAAAUUGAGACAAAACAAAGAGAAAAGGAAGAGCAUUUUAUAAGGGCAACACAGUAUUACAACAAAGCGUCUAGAAUCGACAUGCACGAGCCUUCUACCUGGGUUGGAAAAGGUCAGCUUUUGUUGGCUAAGGGUGAUCUAGAGCAGGCAUUUAAUGCAUUUAAGAUUAUAUUGGAUGGAGAUCGGGAUAAUGUUCCUGCUCUUCUUGGUCAGGGGUGUGUUCAGUUCAGCCGUGGACGCUAUUCGGAUUCACUAGAGUUGUAUAAGAGGGCCUUGCAAGUGUAUCCUCAAUGUCCUGGAGCUGUAAGACUUGGCAUAGGUCUCUGUCGCUACAAAUUGGGUCAAUAUGAAAAGGCAAAGCAAGCAUUUCAGCGUGUUUUGCAGUUAGAUCCAGAAAAUAUUGAGGCUUUUGUGGCACUUGGUAUCUUGGACUUGCAAACAAAUGAAUCUGCUGGUAUUAAGAGAGGAAUGGAAAAAAUGCAAAGAGCUUUUGAGAUAUACCCCUACUGUGCUAUGUCGCUGAAUUAUUUAGCAAAUCAUUUCUUCUUCACUGGUCAACAUUUUCUAGUAGAGCAACUAACUGAAAUUGCACUUGCUGUGACUAAUCAUGGGCCAACAAAGUCACAUUCCUACUACAAUUUAGCACGAUCGUACCAUAGCAAGGGGGACUAUGAAAAAGCUGUGCGGUACUACAUGGCAUCUGUAAAGGAAAGCAAUAAGCCUCAAGAAUUUGUAUUACCUUACUAUGGUUUGGGUCAAGUACACUUGAAAUUGGGAGAUUUAAAAAGUUCCCUUUCAAAUUUUGAAAAGGUUUUGGAGGUGUACCCUGAGAACUGUGAGACAUUAAAGGUCCUUGGGCACAUUUAUGUUCAGCUGGGGUACACUAAGAAGGCCCAGGAGUUCUUAAAGAAAGCUACAAAGAAUGAUCCACGUGAUGCCCAGGCAUUUCUGGAUCUUGGGGAGCUUUUAAUUUCAACUGAUGCUGGAGAUGCGUUAGAUGCUUUUAAAACUGCACGUAAUCUACUGAAAAAGGAUGGCGAAGAAGUACCAAUUGAACUGUUCAACAAUAUUGGAGUUCUUCAUUUUGAAAGAGGAGAGUUUCAGCUUGCUGAACAAACGUUCAUGGAAGCACUAGGUGAUGGCAUAUGGGUUAAAUUCAUUGGUAGUAACGCUCCACCGGAUCCAAAUGUUGAAGCAGGUUCAAAUCCCAGGGAAGAAACCCAGUACAAUCCUAUUAAUAAACUGAAUUUAGAGCGUGUUAUUGAAGAAGGAUAUGAUACAAUGAAAGAAGCAGAUUCCGAUAAUAUGAAAGUAAAAUCAGAGCAUGUCGAAGGAGCACAAUUCAAUCAUACUGGAAAAUCUGUAUUCAGACCUAUCGCUGCCAGAUUAUCUAUUUUGAAGUUCACACACAUGCAAGUAUUCCAACAGCUCGAGGAAAAUGGUAUUGCCGUGGAACUCCCUUGCGAUAAAAUCUCAACACUAUUUAACCUGGCUAGACUGCUUGAGCAAUCACAUAACACUGAAGCAGCUUGCAUAUUAUACCAGCUGAUCUUGUUCAAGUAUCCAGACUACAUAGAUGCUUAUCUAAGACUUGCUGCUAUAGCAAAAGCUCGAAACAAUGUUCAGCUAAGCAUUGAACUGAUUGGUGAUGCUUUGAAGGUGGAUGACAAAUAUGCAAAUGCAUUACUGAUGCUUGGUGACUUGGAGCUUAAGAAUGAUGACUGGGUUAAGGCAAAAGAUACCUUCCGGGCUGCUAAGGAUGCAACUGAUGGAAAAGAUUCUUAUGCCACGCUUUCUCUGGGGAACUGGAACUACUUUGCAGCUGUUCGCUCUGAGAAGAGAGCUCCCAAGCUAGAAGCUACCCAUCUGGAAAAAGCUAAGGAACUCUACACGAAAGUUCUGGUUCAGCAUACUGCUAACUUAUAUGCUGCUAAUGGUGCGGGCGUGGUUUUAGCAGAAAAAGGUCAAUUUGAUGUUUCAAAGGAUCUUUUUACACAGGUUCAAGAAGCUGCAAGUGGAAGUGUAUUUGUCCAGAUGCCAGAUGUUUGGAUAAAUCUGGCACAUGUUCACUUUGCUCAGGGGAAUUUUGCAUUGGCUGUGAAAAUGUAUCAGAAUUGCUUGCGGAAGUUUUAUUAUAAUACAGACAGCCAAGUUCUUCUCUAUCAAGCUCGUACACAUUAUGAAGCUGAACAAUGGCAAGACUGCAAAAAGACCUUACUAAGAGCCAUACACUUGGCCCCUUCAAAUUACACAUUGAGAUUUGAUGCAGGGGUUGCAUUGCAGAAGUUCUCAGCAUCAACAUUACAAAAGACAAAAAGGACUGUGGAUGAGGUGCGUGCAACAGUUGCCGAGCUUAAGAAUGCAGUUCGUUUAUUUAGUCUGCUGUCUGUUGCUUCAAACCUUCAUUUUCAUGGGUUUGAUGAGAAGAAAAUUGAAACCCAUGUUGGAUAUUGCAAGCACUUGCUUGAGGCUGCAAAGGUUCAUUGUGAGGCAGCUGAACGGGAAGACCAGCAGAAUAAGCAAAGACUAGAACUGGCUCGUAAGGUCAUUGUGGCUGAGGAAAACCGUCGAAAAGCUGAAGAACAGAGAAAAUUUCAGUUGAAGAAAAGAAAAGAAGAAGAUGAUCUAAGGCAAGUGAGGCAACAGGAGGAGCAUUUAGAGCGUAGAAAGGAGCAAUGGAAAAGUAGCACCCCUGGCUCUAAGCGGAAGGAUAGGCCCCAGGUUGAAGACGAUGAUGGUGUGCAAGGUGAGAAGAGGAGGAGAAAGGGUGGAAAGAGGAGAAAAAGGGAUAAGAAAUCACGUUAUGAGACAGAGGAAGCAGAAGCCGAUGAACCGGAAGAAAUGGAGGAUGAAGAUGCCAGCAUGAACUACAGAGAGUCCUAUGAUCAAAUUAAUGAUCAGGAUGACCAAGUUGAAGACAAUCCUCAGGACCUUCUUGCAGCAGCUGGGCUUGAAGAUUCCGAUGCCGAGGAUGAUGCAGCUGUACCUCCAUCAAAUGCAAGUCGAAGGAGGCGGGCAUGGUCAGAUUCCGAUGAAGGUGAGCCACAGCAGAGGCAGAAUGAGUCCAGUCCUGUUAGAGAAAAUUCUGUGGACAUGCAGGAAAGUGAUUGAGACUAGACGGACAGAGAGAGAGAGAGAGAGGCUGCUGGUGAUGAUGAGGAUUGCAAUCAAACAUCCCAAGAAAUCCCCUGCAUUUUCCAACACUAAGCUUUUGUAACUGAUGUAACACAUUCUAUUUAGUUCCUAAAGUUCCAAUAUGAUAUAGUUUUGGUCUAGGAAUGGCUUUUGAAGUCGAUAUCUGCUUCGCCUGAAGCCAAUUAUGCACAUGCGCGUGGGUAUAAACAAAAGUAACGUGUUUUUGAGCUUGUUGACAGUUGACGUCACUAGCACCCUCUCAGAUUUGUUGGUGGGGCUUUCUUCAACUAAUCUGUGCGUGCCAAGUCGUUUUACUCUACUUCGGUGAAUAUUAUAGAUUCAGAUGAAAUCGUCACUUCCAAGGUUCAAAUUUAGGAUCUUGAGUUUUUCACCAUGGGAAUCUUAACCAGUUACUUGAUGGGUUUGAAAUAUUGAUAUGGUAUAUUGUUU
Ilex paraguariensis (yerba mate) is the source of this 3876-nucleotide messenger RNA. The record is from the annotation of a GenBank genome assembly. NCBI's taxonomy places the organism in Eukaryota, Viridiplantae, Streptophyta, Magnoliopsida, Aquifoliales, Aquifoliaceae.